Molecule: messenger RNA, 945 nt
Organism: Rotaria sp. Silwood1
Lineage: Eukaryota; Metazoa; Rotifera; Eurotatoria; Philodinida; Philodinidae
Source: the annotation of a GenBank genome assembly
AUGUGUUUUGUCUUAGCACCAUUACUACGCAGUGCAAAUCUGAGUGCUAAUGCAAAAUGGAUACGAAAUGGUGUCACUGUAGCUGGAGGAAAUGAAGGAGGCGAUGAAAUGAGCCAACUCUACUAUCCGUGGGGUCUGUGUGUUGAUGAUGAUCAAACUAUCUACAUUUCUGACCAUAACAAUCAUCGUAUUGUGCAAUGGAAAUGUGGUGCUACAACCGGUCGAAUUGUAGCUGGUGGAAAUGGACAAGGAAAUCGUUCUGAUCAGUUAAACGGUCCAUAUGAUAUCAUGAUCGAUAAAGAAGGAAAUAGUCUUAUUAUUUGUGAUUAUGGCAACAAAAGAGUAGUUCGAUGGCCUCGUCAAUUUGCUACAAAUGGAGAAACGAUCAUCUCAGAUGUUGCAUGUAUUGGUUUGACAAUAGAUGAUGAUGGGUUUCUCUAUAUUGUUGAUAACGAUAAACAUGAAGUUAGAAGAUAUCAAACAGGAGAAAGUCAAGGAACAGUAGUUGCAGGUGGAAAUGGACCAGGAAAUGGACUCGAUCAGUUGAAUUGUCCGAGAUACGUAUUCGUCGAUCGAGAUCAUACAGUCUACGUAUCGGAUAUGAUAAAUCAUCGUGUGAUGAAGUGGAUAGAAGGUUCAAAACAAGGCAUUGUUGUAGCUGGCGGUCAAGGUCAAGGAAAUAAACUGACACAGCUAUCAAAUCCUUAUGGAAUUGUUGUGGAUCAAUCAAGUAGCGUGUAUAUAGCUGAUUAUUCGAAUCAUCGAAUAAUGCGUUGGACUCAAGAAGCUACACAAGGAAAUAUCAUGAUUGGUGGAAAUGGUUCUGGAAAUCAAUCGAAUCAAAUCUUUGGUCCCAUCGGUCUAUCAUUUGAUCAAGAGGGCAAUCUCUACGUGAGUGAUAAUGGAAACCAUCGAGUACAAAAAUUUAACAUUGAUCGACAUUGA